Messenger RNA from Daucus carota subsp. sativus, 3102 nucleotides. RefSeq lists its product as uncharacterized. The coding region runs from base 1 to 3102 and encodes 1033 amino acids. NCBI's taxonomy places the organism in Eukaryota, Viridiplantae, Streptophyta, Magnoliopsida, Apiales, Apiaceae. The record is from RefSeq and is a predicted model, not a curated record. The transcript is spliced from 4 exons.
AUGAGUCAUAAAGGCCAAGUAUGGAUAAAUCUUCCACGGUUCACUGAAGAGUAUAGUAAAGGGGUCGGAAAUUUUGUAAAAAAUGCCAUGGUUAAGUAUGCAGUCGACGAUGAAUUAAAGUGUCCAUGUAGUAGAUGCAAGAGUAAGCACUGGUGGGGUCCUGAAGACGUCUAUAAUCACCUUAUCUGCAAAGGUCCUUCACUGGAGAUUGCAGAUUGGGUGUAUGAUGUCUCAAAUAUGAAUGGUGGUAGUAGUUUGGUGGAUUCUGAAGCAAAUAUGGGGUUUGACGAUGAUUUGGAAGGGAUGUUGAAUAUUACUUUUGCCAACAGGGGACCGAAUGCUGAUGCAAGGAAAUUCUAUCGCCUAGUUGAAGAUGGCAAAAAGCCCUUGUAUCCCGGUUCCAAAAAACAUUCUCGGCUAAGUUUUUUGGUUAGGAUUUACCACUGGAAAUGUCUUACUGGAGUAACAGAGUCUGGUUUUAGUGGAUUAUUAGAAAUAUUAAAAGAGGCAUUUCCUGAAAUUGAGGUACCUAGUUCUUUUUUUGCUGCUAAGAAAGUUAUUAGGGAUUUAGGUCUAGACUACGAGAAAAUACAUGCAUGUCCAAAUGACUGCAUGAUUUACUGGGGUAAAAAUAAGGAUUUAGUUUCUUGUACAAGCUGUGGUGUCUCAAGGUGGAGUGAUAAGCAAGAAGAAAAUAAAAAGAACAAAAUUCCAGCAAAAGUUAUGAGAUAUUUUCCUUUAAAACCAAGGCUGCAGCGACUGUACAUGUGUGAAGAAAUCUCAAAGCUAAUGUUGUGGCAUGCAGUAGAUCGAAAGAAAGACGGAAAAUUGCGGCAUCCGGCAGAUGGUAUAUCUUGGAAGACGAUGGAUGCUAAAUAUCCAAUGUUUUCAUCCGAAAAUCGUAAUGUCAGAUUAGGUUUAGCUUCCAACGGGUUCAAUCCCUUUCGUACAAUAAGCCUUAGUCAUAGCACGUGGCCAAUUAUCCUAGUCAACUAUAACCUGCCUCCAUGGCUCAACAUGAAACCUGAAAAUCUAAUUUUGUCCACACUUAUACCAGGUCCCAAUGAUCCCGGAAAUAAUAUUGAUGUUUAUAUGCAACCUUUGAUUGAGGAGUUGAAAGAGUUAUGGGAUGUAGGUGUAGAAACUUACGACGCUUCGAGGAAUCAGAAUUUUAUGCUAAGGGCAUCAGUUUUGUGGACGAUCAGCGAUUUUCCCGGUUAUGGCAUGUUGUCAGGUUGGAGUACUAAGGGGUACCUUGCAUGUCCUAUCUGUAGUUACGAGACAUCAUCGAUGUAUUUGAAGAAUAGCAGAAAAAUGUGCUAUAUGAAUCAUCGACGAUUCUUGGAUUCAAAUCAUAAAUGGAGGUCAGACAAAAGGCGGUUUAAUGGUCAAGUUGAGGUUGGCCAAGCCCCACCAGUUAUAUCAGGAAGCAUGAUCAAGAAGUUGUUGGCAGGUACAUUGUUAAAUAUUCCUGGUAAAACUAAAGAUCAUUUAAAUGCACGAUUAGAUUUGCAAGAACUCGGAAUUAGAAAGGUCCUUCAUCCUAUCAUCACCUCUACUGAUGGAAAGCAUCUCGAGAUCAGGGCAGCAAAUUUUGACAUGACAAACAAAGAGAAGGAUAUAUUUUGUUCAGUAUUUGAAAAUGCAAAGUUUCCGUACGGGUUUGCUUCUAAUAUUAGAAAAUGUGUCCAAGAUAGAAAGAUUGUCGGGUACAAGAGUCACGAUGCACAUAUUAUUAUGCAAUACUUAUUAGAAAUUGCUGUUAAAAAGGCACUGAAGCCCGAGGUUGCAGUUCCGUUAAUUAGACUCGGUGAAUUUCUUCGGAAAAUAUGUUCCAAGGUAAUUGAGGUGGAGGAUAUAAAGAAACUUCAGCAGGAUAUUAUUGAAAUAAUUUGUCAACUAGAAAUGAUUUUCCCUCCUGCAUUCUUUGACAUUAUGGUGCACUUACCAAUACAUCUCUGUAAUGAAAUUGAGCUUGGCGGCCCAGUUCAUCAAAGAUGGAUGUACUCAGUUGAGAGAUACCUAGGUAAAUUGAAGCGAUACGUUCGCAAUAGGAGUAAGCCAGAAGGGUCGAUGGCGGAAGGAUACCUCGCUGAUGAAUGUCUUACAUUCUGUGCAAGAUUCCUAUGUGACAGCCAAACAAAGUCAUCAAAUGAAUACAGAAGCUUAAAUUCAAAAACUGGUGGAUAUGCUAUUGGUUCAGGGAGGAAUAAAAUGGGGAAAUCUAUUCAUCUGCCUGAAGAUGUAUGGAUCAAAGCUCAUCGUUAUGUUUUAUUUAACUAUGAUGACAAGGAUGUGGAAGAGUUGAUUAAGAAACAUCAUGCAUUAUUUGACCAAAAUGUGAAGUCCAACAGAUUCAAGAGAGCAAGAACACACACUGAUGAAUUAGUUGAUUGGUUUAGGAAUGAAAUUGCGAAAAAAGAGAAUGUUUCAAGGGAAUUGUCAUCCUUAGCCAGAGGUCCUAAUCGAGCAGCGAAGCGAUAUAGUGGUUAUGUUGUGAAUGGAUAUAGGUUCCAUACGAAGAAAAGGGAUAAUAUAUGCACAACACAAAACAGCGGUGUUUACUUAACUGCCUUAACCACCAGCUUUGCUAGUUCCAAGGACCAGAACCCAACAAUUGGUGAUGUUCAUUAUUUUGGUUCCAUUGAAGAGAUAAUUGAAGUUGAUUAUUGGGGGGCUUCUAGUUUUGUUUUAUUUAGGUGUACAUGGAUGGCAUGUAAUGGUAUGAGUUUCCGGCUGCAUCACAAGGGGUAUUUCACCAAAGACAAGUAUGUUGAAGGGGAGGAAGUAAUUUACGAUGUCCAUGAUCUUGAUCUGUUUUCAUAUUCUGUACUGAUGGAGUGGGUGCUAGAGAUAGGCUAUAAAGAGAUUGGUGGGGUUUAUAUGAGAGCAGAGGAAAAAAAUAAGUGGGCAUUAUUGUGUAAUGAUGCGGAUAUAAAUGAGGUUAUUCUCACGACUGAUUCUUCUUCUUUGGACUUGUAUAUUGACUGUGAUGUUGAUAGCAGUGUCAAGCCGGUGAAGCAAAUGCAACCUCAUGUUAUUGUAAGGCCAAAAACAUGCCCUGUUAAGGCUAUGCAGAGGAUUCCUAAAACGCGUUUGUGA